Molecule: messenger RNA, 3418 nt
Organism: Malus domestica (apple)
Lineage: Eukaryota; Viridiplantae; Streptophyta; Magnoliopsida; Rosales; Rosaceae
Product: sister chromatid cohesion protein PDS5 homolog D-like
Biological process (GO): DNA repair; mitotic sister chromatid cohesion
Cellular component (GO): nucleus; chromatin
Source: RefSeq, a predicted model, not a curated record
CUUAAUUUUAGGCCAGCGCUCAAGAACGAAAGCGCCAAUGUGCACAAAAGAUGGGAUUUUGAUGGCGUGCGAGGCAUAACCGAAAAAACCCAGUACAGUAACUGUAGAGGGAGAGAGAGAGAGAGAGUAGCGUGCCCAACACUUGGGCUUAAAUCCCUAAAACUUGGCUGCUUUGUUUUCUGGGUUGUUGUUGAAAUGUCUUGUUCCUCUGAGAAAGAGCUGGAGGAGCAGCUCAAGGAGGCUGGAAAUAUUCUCCUCAACCCUCCUCCUGCUACCGAGGAGCUUCUCAAAAUCCUUGGUAUUGCGAAAACCUGAGAUCCUCUGUUUCUUUUUGUAUUUUAGGAAGCUGAGGGUUUGUUGUCAAAUGUUCAGCAAGCACCACACAGGUCCAUGCAAGAUGCACUCCUACCGAUAAUGAAGGCAUUAAUUUCUGAUGAGCUGUUUAGGCACUCAGAUAUGGAUGUGAAGCUAUAUGUUGCUUCUUGCAUUACUGAGCUUACGAGAAUAACAGCACCCGUUCCUCCAUACAAUGAUGAAUGGAUGAAGGAAAUCUUUCAGCUGACUGUAGCAGCUUUUGAGAAACUGUCAUAUGUUUCCAGUCCCUUUUAUAGAAAGGCAGUUUCCAUUCUUCAUAUUGUGGCAAAGGUCAGGUCAAGCUUGCUGAUGCUGGACCUUGGUUGCAGUGCAUUAAUUCUUGAGAUGUUUCAACAUUUCCUUAAUAUAACCCAGUCCAAUCAUCCACAUUCUGUAUUUUCAGCCAUGGAAACUAUUAUGACCAUGGUUUUAGAUGAAAGUGAAGAAAUUCCCGUGGAUCUUGUCAAAGCUCUUCUAUCCAGUGUUAGAAAGGAAAAUCAGACUGUUUCACCUUUUUCAUGGAAAUUGGGGAAGAAGGUUAUAGACAAUUCUUCAGCUAAGCUUAAACCUUAUCUCGUGGAAGCAGUGAAGUCCAUGGACACUGCUUUGGAUGAUUACGCGCAAAUAGUGGCUUCUGUAUGCCAAAAUGGAUGUCAAGCUGUCAAACAUGAUCAUGUUAAUGAUUCUGUGAAGACUUUGGUGACCGAGGGGCCUAAGGCAAUUGCUGUUUGUCCCAGAGAAGUUGAACAUACUGUAGCUGCUUCUACUGGGGAUGAACAUAUCAGGCAUAAAAAUUCUACUGCAGGAUUACAGCAUUGCCAUCAUACUAAACCCUCCAAGGUUAUUGAUUCAAGAGAUAGUGCUAAACCAGACAACUACUCUUCAAAAACUAUCAAAUCAGCAACUGAGCCAUGCUCGGUUCCCAAGAAGAGAGGCCAGAAAUCAAAUUCUUUGAAGGGUUCAGAAGAAGGAUAUGACAAUGCUCAACCCAACAAUUCACUCUCUCUGAACGCUGUUAAAUCAGAAGAGCCAUCCUCGGCCUCCAAAAAGAGAGGCAGGAAGCCAAAUUCUUUAAUGAACCCAGCAGAAGGCUACGACCAUUCUUGGAUUAGUAGUGGGAGAAAAACUCAAAAACCAUCUGCCAGCAGUAAGUCUGAUUACAAGGUGUCUAAUCCUUCACCUACAAAUGAUCGUCUUCGUGCAAAGGCUGAAGUACCCUUGAUGCUUAAAAAUGUGAGGGAGCCCCUGGGUUCCAAACCUAAAAUUGAAAGGGAUAUACGAGCUUCUCCAUUUCUUCCGAAGAACCCUCUUGGUGGAUCCCAACACAUAAAGGGCCGGCCGAAGAAGAAAGAUGUAGCAGACCAUGCUGCUAAGCCUAGUUCCCUUUCAGCUGUGAAGCAAGAGCUCUCAAUUGCUCAAAUUGAGGAGAGGACUCCUAAAGAAGAAAAGCCCAAGCUGAGAAAGAAGUAUAAGGGGACUGUUAACACAGGAGAAAGACUACGGGAGCAGCUUAGAGAUAUUAGACUUGCUGAAAAAUCAAAUGAGGGCUGCAUUCGUUCUUCAGUAAAUGUGGUCACAGAUAAGGAAUCUGAAGUUCCUACUGAUCCUGAUAAAGCAUCACAAAAACAGUUGUCUUUGGAUGUAGAAACGAAGAGUACCACUGAUCCAUCAUCUCUCCGUCAUGGUAUUAAGAAAAGUAGGCGGAAUGGUGCUUCUCGAAUGGAGAGUACUGAAGCAUCUGGUAGCAAGAUUUUUGAGUCUGCGAAAAAAACGAAUGAAGAUAAUGAAGGAACCUCUAAAGUGGUUCUCAAGAGGAAGCGUAUCAUUGAAAAGGAAGAGGCCUCUCAAAUGCCUGAUCUCGGUGAACGGUUGGUUGACAGAAGAAUAAAGGUUUGGUGGCCACAGGACAAAAAGUUUUAUGAAGGUGUUGUUUCUUCUUACGACCCUGCCAAAAAGAAACACUUGGUGUUGUAUGCUGAUGGGGAUGAAGAAAACCUGAACCUCAAAAAGCAGCGCUGGAAAUUGAUUGGAGAUGAUUUGCCAGACGUCGAAAUGGAUAAUCUGCUAAAACUUUCUGCUGCUUCUGAUACACUACCACAAAAGAGAAAACGGAAACCAAAAUCAGAACGAUCAAAACGAACGCAUGCUGGUCUGUCCUCAAAAAGGAUAUCUAGACGUGGAGUCUCAGCUGAAAGUAAAUCUGCGGACUGUUUUGUACUAGGUGAGCGUAAAGUUAUUGAUGAACGUGAUGGUGAUCAAGCCAAGGAAAAUGACAUAUUGAAGGAUGAUGGCCAAAUAUCUGCUGAUAAACUGGAGGCGGAUAUGAAGACUGGUAUUGGCUCUUGCACAGUAGGUGAGCGUAAAGUUAUUGAUGAAAGUGAGGAUAAUCAAGCCAAGGAUAAUGGCCAAAUAUCUGCUGGUGAAUUGGAGGCAAAUAUGAAGACUGGUAUUGAUGAAUGUGAAGGCGAGCAAGCCAAGGAAAAUGACCAAACGUCUGCUGGUGAAGUGCAGGCUGAUAUGAAGACUGGUGUUGACUCUGCAUCAGUCGGCGAGCAUAAGGUUAUUGAUGAAUGUGAGCGGGAUCAAGCCAAGGAAAAUGACGGAUUGAAGGAUAAUGGCCAAAUAUCUGCUGGUGAAUUGGACGCCAGUAUGAAGGCUGAUAUUGACUCCGCACAGCUCACACCGGAGACUAUGACCUUAUCCGAGGGAGAGAGUCCCAAAGUUGAUAUUGAACCUUCUGGUAGGGAAUGCUUCAAAGAACUGAUGGAAUUGGGCAAGGGUGCAGAGACUGCAAGAUCACUUGACGUCAGUUAGACUAAAGUGUGUAUAGAGAUGACAGGUAGUGAUUGAUGGGCAAGCUCAAAAGUGCAUGAUUUUAGCUCUAGUACCGAAAGUGUCGGUUAGUCUCUGUUUAUUCCUUUUGUAGACACAGUAACAUGCACCCAGACCCAGUGGUUUUUGCCUUUGAUGUAGGUUUUAUAUGAGUAAUAUAUAAACCGUUGCAAAAGGGCUAUUCGCUCUCUUUUGCAUUCCCAUCACCAUUUAUGGGUUUUUCCUCCAGACA